Messenger RNA from Parnassius mnemosyne (clouded apollo), 3239 nucleotides. The record is from the annotation of a GenBank genome assembly. Lineage: Eukaryota; Metazoa; Arthropoda; Insecta; Lepidoptera; Papilionidae.
GUGGCAGCCCCGGUGACAAAUAGUUAAAAAAUUAAACUCCCAAAUAAUUUCGUAAAAAGAAUUAUUGUAAUUGAUAAUUUCCACCUCAAAUUUAAGUUAUAAUUGUUAAUUACGAACAAAUUGUAUUGUGUAAUAAAUAAAAGUGGUAAAUAUUUAAAUAAAUACAUUUUUAGUGCCUCUCAACUUAAAGUGACAGCAGGUAACGAACAUCGUUUAAAAGUUGACUGUAAUUCUUGUUAUCCCUUUUAAAGUGGAUCAAUUUCUGUACUAAAACAAUAUUCAGGGAAUUUUAAAAAAUGCAGUUAAGAGCAUAGGACGCAAUCGUAUUUCUAUUGAGUUUUCUUUCCCCCAACUAGCUAACGAUUUUGUUGUAAGUCCAUUACUUGCUAAAGCAAAUUUUGUAGCAGAAAUUCAUACCUAUGCUAUUACGAGAAUGGGUAUCAUUAGAGGUGUUCCAAUCGAUAUAGGAAUGGAUGAAUUCGUUUCUGCAUCAGAAGUUGCUUCUUCUACGGAAAUAAUUUGCGCUCGUCGUCUAAACCAUAAAGUUAUUAAAGCAGACAAGUCUGUUGAGUGGAUUCCAACACAAACGAUCGUUAUUACGUUCUCCAGUAAAUUACUGCCCUCGCAUGUUUUUGCCUAUUUCACUUCAUAUCCUGUAGAACCUUACCUCUUACCUACAAUACAAUGUUAUAAUUGCUGUCAUUUUGGUCAUGUUAAGUUUAAAUGCAGAUCUAAGCCUCGUUGUUAUAAAUGUGGAGAACCUCAUGAUGGAGAAUCAUGUGAAGUUACCUCGGUCACAUGUCUUCACUGUACUGGUAAUCAUGCAGCUAUUAGUUCAUCCUAUCCAGAAUUUAAUAGACAAAAAUCUAUUAAAGUGAUUAUGUCCCAAGAACAUAUCUCUUAUGAUGAAGCAUCUGUAAGAGUUCGCCCGUCAAAACGAGCCUAUUCAGAUGUUGCAAGUAAAACUCCUUUAAAUCCAUCUCCUCAUACUAGUAAUAAGAAUUUAUAUAAAAAAACUUUCUAUAUAAAUAGGAAACCACAUUCUCCGGCAUCUGAUCAUGGGUAUGACCAUACAGCCUAUGAAUCCAUGAUCCAAACCCCAAGAAGUUCUCUUCCUAAUGGAAGUGCUUACCCUAAAGAUAAUGUUAGCCAUACUUCUCCAAACGAAAAUCUCAUCUGUCAUAUGUAGAAUUAGAUUGGGACACACUUGUUCACCUGUAUUUUCGGCAAAACUAAAGAUUAAAGCUAGCUCAAUUUGUGUGUGAAUGUGGAUUAGAUGAAGGUACGACCUUUCCGUUUCAUUAUACGAUUUUCUUCCUAAUAACAUCCCUCGUCGUCUUUGUUAAAUUUAGUUUACACUCCUUUUGUACAAACUUUAUUAGACUUCAUAUCCAUUAAUAACAUUAAACUAUAGUACCUUUGCCACUUACCUAUAUUCAUAUUAUUAUAUUAGCAAUAAUUUUGUAAAAAUAUAAUGUUAAUUCAUUCGAAAAUAACUACAUAAGUAAGUUCGUAACAUAAAGCUAAGUAAGCGCAUCUACGGAAACGGAAACUAGUAAAUAGUCUGUGUGACUCUCAUGAAAUACUUGACGCUGGCAGAAUCCAUUGGAAGUUGCCAAACUAGGAAAAAAAAAAUUAAAUUGAAUACAAAUGUGUAGUGGACUGCAGUGGACUGAAUGUGAUUUUACUGAUUUACUGUUAGGCUGAACUAUGCUCAGAGAGGUUUAUGGAAGAAAAGAUGGUACUCUUGACGAUUAUAUAUUAUCAGUCUUAUUCAUAAAAAGUUAAAAUAGGUUUAUUAGCUUCUUAUUAAGAGGUACCCGUAAAACACUAUUCAUAAACGCACUAUAACGCUAAAACGUACUAUAAGUGUUCAAUAGCGGCUUCAUAAGUUAUAGAAGGGUCCACCGUACUAUAAACCCAUUAUAAGGGAAAAAUGGCAGAUCUGCGUGCGAGCAACAAACAGCUGAUUGUUGAAGUUGUAUAGAUCAUUGUUGGUGAAAUUGUUUUUUGUGGAUUUUAAUUGCUAAUGCGUCGUUAUGCAAGCUUUAGGAGCUAUGGACCAAGUAGAAAAUGCUCCGCAUCAUCGUCGUAAGGUUUACCGGAAGAGAUAUGAUCCGUUUUCUUUGCCUGAUAUAGAGUUCAAACAGAGAUACCGCUUCAAAAAACAUACACGGCAUCUUUUAUAAUUGAUCUCGUCAAGCAGGAUUUACAACUGGACUCAAGAGGUUGUGGAACGUCACCAGAAUUGCAGGUGUAAACCGCCAUUAGAUGUCGGGGACGUCGUGAAGUUCAAGACUAUGGAGGAGACCUUCAUGGGUUGAGUCAAUCAAUUGUGAGUCGCAUUUGUGCCAGAGUAGCUCGUGCGAUUGCUUGUCACUCUGACACCUACAUAAAAAUGCCGCAGUCCUUGGCAGAAGAGCAAAGGAUUAUAAGGGAACUUUUAGAGAUAAGAAAUUUUCCUUGUGUUGGGUUGCAUCGAUUGCACUCACAUAAAAAUAAAGAAAUUUGGUGGUGAUGCAGCUCAGUAUUAUAUAAACCGAAAAGGGUUUUAUUCAUUGAAUGUGCAAGUUCAUAUUAUAAUACAAUGCAGUUCUUUGUCAGGUAGUUUGCGAUGUAAAACUAUAUAUCAGAGACAUGGUUGCCAGAUGGUGAGGCAGUACCCAUGAUUCCCAUGUCUUUAAUGAAUCCGCUUUGAAAGAAGAGAGUUAAGAGGCAGACUCUUAGGAGAUUCAGGCUACAGAUUAGAGCCAUAUCUAUUUACACCUAUACUAAGACCUCAAAAUGAGCAUGAAGAAAGAUAUAAUCGAGCAUAAAUUGCCACUCGGAACUGUGUUGAACGUUGCUUUGGUGUGUGGGAGCAGCAGUGUCAGUCUAUUUUCUGGCAUGACAGUAAGACAUGAAAAAUGUGAAACCUACAAUUGUCUCUUGCAGUGUUGCACAAUAUUGCAAUAGGACAAGAUUCAGUACCAGAUCAUGAUGACAAACUCAAUGCAAUUGUGGAUGUUGAACUUCUACUGCAAAUUGGUGAGGCCAGAGGAAGACACUCCAAUAAUGCUCUUUUAUGAGCAUUCAUUAAUAGGCAUUUUAACUAAUUAAGGCUAUCAGUUUCUUAGAAGGUGUAAACAGUGGUUUUGGUGGUGAGCCAGUAGCUACAACCUGCAGCAAUGAAAACCGUUAAAAGAAACUUGUUUACAUUAACUUAAUCUUAAAUGUUUCAUCAAAUAAAAUUCAAGUUU